GCUAACUUCUACAGCAAACUCUUCAUUAGUUGUGAAGUAGGUUGUUAUUUCAUUACUGGCUAAAUUAAAUUCAAAAAAUGUUGGCUGAAAUUUAAGGAUCAGUAUAGAAAAUUAAGAUUCUCAGUAAGGUAACAUAGUGGAACCUAUCUGAGAAAAUUUCCCUGCAUCUACAGUGUGAUCAGAAGGAACAUCUGGAAAACUUCCUACUAGCCUGAUCAUUCUACAAUGAGUCAGGAUCAAAGAGAAUCAUACAAACAACCUUCAACAGUAGUGUAUACAUACAUCUCUUUUCUAAGAAAGGGAGUACCUAAAUGUUGUGUUGGGACAACAUUGUAAAGUGCAAAUCUUUAAAGAUAAAGCCAAAACCAAGCAAAGACUCACAAAACGUUGUGACCUAUGUGUUAAUCAUUGUUGUAUUGCUCAAGUUUCUCCUCUUCUAUUAACUGUAGGAUCUGACCUCACCUGAGAGUUGAUGCUUUUGCCCACAAAUGCAGGCAUUUAUGAACUUGAGCAAUGAAUAGUAUGGCAGAGAGGUCUAGUGAAAGUACUUCAAGGCAUUAAGUUUCUGACAAAAUGCCUGUCAUGUAUGUUCUCCAUGAAGAGUAAUCCAUUUUCAGAUUAAUCUGAAUUCACAUCUGGAACGUGUGGGGAAAGAAUGAAAGGACUGACAAGCACUUUCUGCAUGUCCCUGGUUAGUUUUGCGAAGAAGGGGAGCAAGGCCAUGCCAGCCAGCCAGCAGGAAAAUGUAGAACGCUAUCUUUAUUGAGCACACUACUUUGCUGAAAAAAGGCAAAUCACAAGUAUGACAUCCCUGGCUGCUGCCAGGGGCAACCACCUUAUAAGCAUUGCCUUUUAAGACUCUAUGUGGGAAAACACCUGAAAAAUAUAGAAAAGGAGCAAAAGUAGAUUUAAUUCCUAGUAGACUUUACCUGAGUGAAUAAUGUCAGAGGAAAUUAGUUACUGCAACAGACCAGCACAACAAACAGACUCUCAUAUUCUCCAGGGAAUGGCUCCUUCUGGACUUACAGAUGGGCAUAACCCACAGCCAGCCCCAGGGUCACCUAGACCCACACACAUCACAGCAAGUUUCAACUUAGGCCUGACUGCGGUGGGAUAUGUCCUUCUUCUGCAUCUCCUUGUGUGGAUGCUGCUCUCGGAUUCAUUCCAUCAUGGCUUUUGUUUACUCCGUAAUAGUUAUGCAGGUCCUUUUUCUUGCACAGCAAAGGUCUGAGGCCGUGGGCAUACGGUUCAGAAACCAAGGCUCAGCACGUCUCUGUGUUGCAGCCAGCUCAAGGUAACUGCUGUGCAUAUGCUUCUAGUUCGGGGUGAGGGAGCGGUAGCCUGAAUUAGCGUGCUCUGAAAUGAGACAGGCUUGUUGGCGAGUGUGCCCUGACCAUUCUCAACUGAGCUGAUAGUCUCUCCUUCUUAACCCCCAUGACACAUGCAAAUUCUACAUGAAGAAGUGUGUAGCCAAAUUGUCUUCAUUCCUCUGGUGACAAAGGUCAUAGGACUGGCUGAUAUAUGUAAGGAUCUCUAGUUGAAGGCUGUUUUUUCAGUGUCAAAAUUCCAGCCCCACUGAACAAAGCUGCUUUGGAACAAGUGCAGGAAAAGGCCGUGCUUUGGUGUAUGCACUCUGAUGCAUUGCACGGAGUUCAGGUUCUUGAUGCUGUUUUGCCGUGAUUUCUUAUUUGCUUAUUCCAAGCUUUCAGUUAUUUCUGAAAUAGUAGGGUGGUAGUUAACCACUGAACUGAUGAUAUUGCUUUAGUCUGCACUGCUUCUUGAGCCUUGUACUUGAGGACAAAGGAUCCAAAGAAACAGUCAGCCCAGAACCUAGCACCCGCUGAAGCCAAAAACCUUAGCCAAUGUGUUUUGUAACUGAUGGGUUUCUCAGAAGCAAUAAGAUUAAGUGGAUCACCUGGUGUGCUCUGUGCUUGGUGGAAAGCAGCUUAUUUAAAUUAAGAGGACGAGAGGAUCUGUGCCUCAGUAGAGGAAGAUGGGCUCCACACAAGACCUUGACUCUCCUCAAAUCAUAUUCCAAUACACCAAUGGAUUUUUAGUCUCAAAGGUUUUGUUUACUGCCUGUGAGUUGGGAGUGUUUGAUCUACUGCUGGAGUCAGGAGAGCCCCUGUCUUCAGAUGCCAUUGCUGCACGCUUGGGUACCAGCCCCAGCGGGACAGAAAGGCUUCUGGAUGCCUGUGUGGGAUUGAAGCUGUUGGAGGUAGAGGUGACAAGAAGAGGAGCCUACUACAGAAACACAGAAAUUUCCAACCUCUACCUUACAAAAUCAAGUCCCAAGUCUCAGUAUCAUAUUAUGAUGUAUUACUCCAAUACAGUCUAUCUGUGCUGGCACUACCUGACUGAUGCUGUGAGAGAAGGAAGAAACCAAUAUGAAAGAGCUUUUGGCAAUUCAUCUAAAGACCCUUUUGGUGCAAUGUACAGAUCAGAAGAAGAAAUGCUGAAAUUCAUGGCUGGCCAGAACUCGAUAUGGAGUAUAUGUGGUAGAGAUGUUCUUGCUGCAUUUGACCUUUCCCCUUUCAGGCAUAUUUAUGAUCUGGGAGGAGGUGGAGGAGCUUUGGCCCAGGCAUGUGUUUCUGUGUACCCAAACUCCACGGUCACAAUUUACGACCUGCCGAAAGUCGUGCAAGUGGCCAAAGAGUGGUUUGUUCCUUCUGAGGAGCAUCAGAUCACUUUCCACAAAGGAGAUUUUUUUAAAGAUUCAAUUCCAGAAGCUGAUCUCUAUAUUUUAUCCAAGAUACUGCAUGAUUGGGAUGAUGACAAAUGCAAGCAGCUGCUGGCAAAAGUCCACAAGGCUUGCAAACCUGGUGGUGGAGUGCUGCUGGUUGAAUCACUUCUGAAUGAAGAUAAAAGUGGACCUUUAGAAACCCAACUGUAUUCAUUGAAUAUGUUGGUACAGACUGAAGGAAAAGAGCGAACACCAGCAGAGUACAGAAAUCUCCUGCAGGCAGCUGGCUUCACAGAAAUUCAAGUCAAGAGAACUGGAAAGCUCUAUGAUGCUAUUUUAGGAAGGAAAUAAUUGUUUCUUCUUUCUUCUUCUUGUUAAGUACAUAAGUGGGGAAAUGUGAUAUGCUUUUCUUAGGCAGCAGUCAUGAACUUAAAUCUAGCUAAGGCAUUGAACUCCCUUGUAAGCUGAUACACUGUUAUGAGACUCUUUACUGGUACAGGUUGAGCGCGCGCAGAUUGCGAGUCUGGCAUCUUGACGAUGGCUUGCCUCUGGCUCUGAAUAGGGAAAAGAGAAAUCAACAGCAGUUCCACAGAGAAUAACCCAUGAAAGAAAUUUGCCAAUGAAAGUUUAUACUUCCUGCUCUGUGUGGUUUUUGUGCUUUAGUUUUUUUCAUUCUUUCUAAGUUUAACAUUGUACCUGACAACUGCAAAGUUUAAUUUGUACUCUGCUUCUUGCAAAAUAAAGCAGAGCUCUGUAGUGUAGCAUGAAUGCUACUCGCAUUCAUGUUCCCUGGGGACCGAUGUAGCAUAAGUAGACUAAGUUAUAACUCCCUGUAGUUUGUCACUUUUGAGUUUCAGAAGAAAGACUAUCUGACCCCAGAUGAGUUUGGCAUGAAAAACAAUUUUUUUUCUAGGCUUUAAGUUUUGAAAAAGAGAAGUUUAUAGCCUAGCUUGAUGAGUGAUCAGAGCAAGCAAUGCUCUUUACAGGCCUUGAGAUAGCAAUUGAGAGGGAGAAUGAUGCAGCCAAGGAAUUCAGUUACAUACUUGCUACCUUGCUACUUGCCUCUGACUAUCUUUUUAAAUCGUUUGGUGAAGUACAAUCUGCAAUAACCUGCCCAGUUUCUGGAAGUAGAAAAACAGAUUACUGAAGUAAGAAGCAUUUGAAGGAGGCACCAAAAAGUCACACUCUAGAGAUGCGACUUGAAGGCUAGUUGCCGUUGCACAUUGACUUAAGGUACUAGAGGAAGUUGAGAGAGUCUCCUCAGCAGCCAUCUAAGGGAAGUCUCUCUCUUCCUUGACUGUAGAAGAAACUGUAGAGGAAUCAGCCUCCCUCAGUGCGGAAAAGCUGGCCUUUUGUCGUAUUCUGUGAUAGGUACAAAAUCAAAUUGCAAGGCCUCAGUGGUCCUUUCCUCCUCAAAAGCAAUAGGGCACAGUCCACGAGCCACUGCGCAGCUAGCUCAUUUCUGCCCAAGUAGGAUCUCAUGGUAGAUAUCUACAGGGUAUUGCAGAAGUUGGGGUAGUGGGUUUCAGCUAGUUUCCUCGUAUACUGCAGUCCCUGUGCAGCGUUGCCUACCUGCGGGUUAUGCGGCAUGAAGGUGACUUUGCCAGGAGCUGCAGCCUGUGAGUAAUUUGUUCUGAACGCUCACUUGCUCUCUAGACAAAGCAAGGUGUUACAUCCUGCAGCAACCAGGCACAAGCACAAAAUAAAGAAAUGAGGUUGACCAAACAGCUGGCAGCAAUGUGUGGGGCUGACUCAGUUCUGUGUUGAUUCCCCACCCUCCUGCCCUUAAUAAACCAGUCCAGAGAACUGAUUUUGCUUAUUCAACUGCACCAGCAAUAUUAGUUUCAUGCUAAAGAGUAGCUAAACAUGAACUCUAUGCAUUUUUCACUGAGGAAAUGUUAAUUUACCCUUGGAUGAGGAGCACAGCAAAAGCA
Messenger RNA from Dromaius novaehollandiae (emu), 4617 nucleotides. RefSeq names its product acetylserotonin O-methyltransferase. Lineage: Eukaryota; Metazoa; Chordata; Aves; Casuariiformes; Dromaiidae. The coding region runs from base 1994 to 3034 and encodes 346 amino acids. The record is from RefSeq and is a predicted model, not a curated record. Gene Ontology annotation, biological process: melatonin biosynthetic process; methylation. Gene Ontology annotation, molecular function: acetylserotonin O-methyltransferase activity. The transcript has 8 exons.